AAAUAUAAUGCCAAAAAAAAAUAUAUGAUAUCUUCCAUACAUUGACCAACAAGGUCUUUAGUUUAGAGAACCUUAUAAAUAGCUUAUUACUACUUGUACAACCCAUAAGGACUUUCUUCAGUAGGCCUACUUGUCCUUGCAAUAUUGUAGAUCAGUCGCCUGUAUAUGUUUCCGGGAGUGCGCAUGACUGAGCGUAUGCUUGUGUGACAGAGGGGGGAGAGGAAGACAGACGAGGGGAGAGUUCUGUUCUUUCACUGCUCCAUCCGGGAACUUUCGAAUUAGCAUUGACAGCCGAAGCGCAACUUUUCCCCAGGCAAAGUGAAAUCAAGCCGCGGACUCGGACAAAAUAUAGUCCCCCUUAUUCAACUCAAAAUAACCUAAAGAAAUACAUAUCUAGCUUUACGACGGAAUGCGUCUUCGCGGUGCUAUUUUUGAAGUGGAUCUGUCCGAGUGCUGAAAUCUUUUCGGUCUCUUUGGAGCACUUUGCUCACUGGCGUAAAGUGAGUGAUGAGUCCUGUACCCAGUAAAGAAGCGAGAACUUGCUUUGCAGACUGAGUAGUUCUUCUUUCGAUUGUUAUUGUCGCUUUUUAAAAAACCUUUAUUAUACGGAAACUUCCCCGCGAUUGAAGCGAAAGUGGAACAAAAGUGCUUUUGAAGUCGGAACAUGGAACUACAAGGCCUGCAAGAGGCGUUGAAAGUAGAAAUCCAAUGUCAUCAGAAACUAGUUGCACAGAUGAAGCAAGACCCACAGGAUGGCGAGCUUAAGAAACAGCUUCACGACAGACAGACACGAAUAACAGCCUUAAGCGAAAAACAAAAGCUGGCUGUAAGAAGUUGUCCUGUGGGGCCGGCCAAGCCUCUUUCCCUCAUCAAGCCGAGCAGUCAGAGCAUAGCCAUCUCCGUGGUGCCGGCGAAGGCUCCCGUUUCCAUGGUGACCGCACACAUUAAUGGACAAAAGGCGGCGAGCUCAGAGCCGCUGCAGACGUCGCCCAUCAACCUCCAAACGGCAAGCAGAGUGAUGGCGAGCAGCGUACACCCCUACAGCCGCAGAGUAGGAGAGCUGCCCCACUCACAGAUGCUGGGAACACUCACUGCUGUGCCCAUUAAGGUGCCUCAGGUCAGCUCUCUACACCGGCUGGCAGGGCAGGCGCCCACAGUGCUACCUCAGGUUAGGCCAAAGACCCUGAUCCCGGACAGCCUCCCGGUGAGCCCGUGCCAGGAGCAGCAGUCCAGCCAGCCCAUGCCCAUGCCCGUGCCGGUGCAGCCACUCAGCCUGACGCGCAGCACGGUCGUGCUCAGCCCCCGCAGCCAGGGCCCCCCCGCCCUGCCCACCGCCAACAGCACCUUCAGCCCAGAGCGCCGGCAGCCCCACGGCCAGCAGGGUGACCGCUCGCCCCUCCCGCAGACCCCCGUCACCCCCGCUGUGCCCACACUGCCUGCCGCUGCCAUCUCGACAGCAGCUGCCAGCGCCAGCCCUGGUGUGGCCUACGCCAUCAUCUCCACGCCGACCGCGGUUGGCAACGGGGUGGCCGCAGUCAGCGAGGCUGUGAAGGUGCAGCCGCUGCUGUUCAGUGCCGACAACAAGGUGAUCAUAAUCCAGCCCCAGGUCCCAAGCGGCUCGCAGGAUUCGCCAGCACCUCAGACCGACAGCCAAUCACAGGAGUCUAGUUCCGCCCCAGCCUCACCAGCCAAGCAGAAGGAAGAAGUGGACCCUGAGAAAAUUGCCUUCAUGGUCUCACUUGGCCUGGUCACUACAGAGCACCUGGAAGAGAUCCAGACCAAGAGGCAGGAGAGGAAGAGGAGAAGCACAGCCAACCCAGCCUACAGUGGCCUGUUCGAGCCCGAGCGCAAGCGCCUCACAUCACAUUACCUGAGCAACCCACUCUUCCUAUCAGCGAGAGACCCAGAGGAUUUGUGCUGGAAGGAUGAGCUGGAGCAUGACGACCACUGCAACGUGUGUAAGGAAGAGGGUGAGCUGCACGAGUGCCACACCUGCCCCCGCGCCUACCACCUCGACUGCCUCCAUCCGCCACUCAAAGCUCCGCCCAAGGGUGUCUGGAUGUGCCCCAAGUGCCAGAAGAAGGUACUGAACAAAGAGAAUAUGGCUUGGCCACACAACUUUGUCCAGUCAUACGUUACACACAAAACAAUGAAAGAGGAGGAAAAGAGGAAGCUGCUGCGGAGGAGCUGUGAGCUGAAGAAAGAGUGCGUUCAUCUUCAGGACCAGGACCAGAGGCUCAGCAGCUCCCUCACAAAGUGCAUAGACCUGAAGGACAGGCUGCUGGGACAGCAGCGAGAGACCCAGGCCUCGCUGGAGCGACUCAAGGCCCUCAUCCGCCUCAUACAGCGAGACCAGGUGAUCCAGGUCACCAUGACGGCCACCACCACCACCACCGCCGGCGCCUCGCUCUUGUCCCUGCCCUGGAUCAAACCCACCAGCAGCAGCGGGGCAAGCUCCCCCUCCGCCGCCACAGCUCCCCCUAUGGGCUCCAGCGCGCUACUGCAGAAGAGCCUGCCUCAGCCUCAAGGCAACAACUGACCAUGCGCAAGUCAUCUGAGAUCACAUGCUAUAAAAACAAUACGCAGAGAGAGUAAACGAGCAAAGAGGUGUUUCUUUUUUUAAAUCACAUGCACACACACACCUAUAACAGAUGCACACUGACACACAGACAGACAGACACAGACACACUCGCGAAGAGUGGUUUUAAGAAACCAUGGAAACACAUUCACAAGAAGGACAUGAUGUGAUAUUACCUUGUGUGGAUUUUUUUUCGAAGGAACUGUUAUGUCAUGAUUAGAAAUCUAAAACUCACAAAAAGAACAAAUAUAUCCUUCACACGAUUCAUAAUAAGUAUUUUUUAAUCCCAACACCUACAGUGCUUAAGAGAUUUUUUUUUUACUUGUUUUUUUUUUUUUAACUAUUAAUUUAUUAUCGUUCUUGGCCUUAAUGUAUUUAUCGACUUUAACAAGUAGAUCACAGUGCCGCCAAGGAUACAUCAAAUAAGUAUUUCCUGCGGCCAGAGGAUUCGUUUUGUUGUUAUUUAAAAAAAAAAGACAGGAAAAAUGACUAAUUGUUCUGCUUCUAGUGGGAGAGAAUAUUAGAGUAGUGUUAGUUAUGAAUAAACCACAAACAUAUGAGAUGGGAGAGGACUGUACAUUGAUAUAUUGGCGUAGAUAUUUGUUCUCAUUCUUCUAUGAACAAUAUUUGCCAUAUGAAUUCAGGUGAAAGGGGACUGGGAGGGAUUGGGGUUGAGGGGUGCUGUUUCCAUUGUGUAUGUACGUACGAUGCAUAUGAGCCUUCAAACAACAACAACAACAACAAAAAACAAAAACUAAAAAAAAAAAAAAAAAAAAACAGAGAAGAAAAAACAGAGAAUAACUUUUUUUCAGUAUUAAUAUAGUCAAAAAGAACAAAGUAUUUAAGAUGACUACAGAAUUUAGCAUUUCUAGUGGAGAAUUUAGUAUUUUCAUGAAGCUGCCUGUUGAUAAAUGAGGAGUUGACGUUUCGGAGGGGAUCAUAAUGUACAUAAUGUUGUACUGUUCAUGCAGGUCCUUUGUUUUCUUCUGUGUUGUUACCGACCUUCACACUCAACCUGAGCUUUCUUUUUCAGUUUUCCAGUUGAAAUGACAUUUUUUUCUUUUUGAAGGGCCAUAGUUUUACCUGUGUGUUUUGUGAUCCUUUCAUUCUCUGAACCCUUCCCCUCUUAUCUCUUCACCAGUAUGGAAAAUAUGCCAAAAACCUUACUUUUUUUGUACUGGAAACUCCUACGAUUCAGCCUUUUGGUUUUGGUAUGUGUCCCAUCCGUGUACCUGUUUUUUUUUUGACCACUUUAAUGCUGUUUGAUUCAAUUCUCAUUAUUUCCCUUGUAUGACUUUCUAACAACUCAGUGUUUUACUGAAAGUGAAACUUGCUUGUAUCAAAAGUGGCAAUUUUCUCUUUUUUUCCUUUUAAAAUCUUUUGUAUUUAUUUUUUAAAAAUCUGCUAGUCAAUACAAAUGAACACUGCCUCAAGAUCAAAAGAGAGUAGAGAAAUCCAGGGUUUCUUUCUUAUGGCAUUUUUUUUCUUUAUUUUAUUUUAAUUUAAAUAUUUUUUUUUAAAGCGAACAAAACAAACAUUGGUCAACUAGAGUUGUAGUUAUGGGUGGGAUAGUUUUGUGUGUCAACUUGUUUGGUCAGUCUUCCGGCUUUGCCCUGGAGAUGCAGGGUUUAACACAGUAUGACCCACUGGCACCAACACCAAAUCCAACUGGAGCGAAGUCCCUUACAUAAACCUUAGGGAAGACUACGUCAGCAGACAUUUUGUCAGCAAACAUCUCCCCUUGGCUAUGUCUUCAUAACCAUAAGGCACACACACACACACACAUACCCGUAAACACACAGGCAAACGACAUAGCGUUCCCUGAGUGAUAUGAACAAGCAAACUCCUCAAAGUCCUAUUCCUAUAGUUCAGGAAUGGCAUAAAAAAACAUCAAAUCAUAUCCAUGAACUAGUCAUACGAAAGACCAAACAGCAGAUUUUCUAUGUCAAAAAUGAAAGCAAGCUACAUUUUUAUUGUUUUAGCUCUUAACCUUGCAUAGACAUGCACUGAUGUUAGAAACAGCACUGAGAUUUACUCCUGGUAUUUCUAAAAAAAAAAAAAAUGCAAUACAGAGGACAAGGCUGAAAUAAAAAUAUCUAUUUGUCAAGGCUUUGUUCUCGAAAGGGGUCACUAAAUCUGGACCUGAAAACAACUUUGUCAUUUGAUUUUGUCAUCACAUACUGUGAAAUUGCAAAGAGACAAAGACUGUAUAUGAGACACUGUUUGUAGCCCCCAGGUCAGUGGCCUGUAAUCAACUUCACUUGUCCCCGUGGCAACAUAGAUAUCAAGCUCCUCAGGAGCAACCUUUUUUGAAGACACUGACAACCCCUAAAUCGAAUCUCAUAACAUUGCCAUUUCUUAAGUCACUUAAGGGCUUUGAAACGUUCAUGUCAUACCAUACAAUUCCUGCCUUUUGUGAUGACAGUGUUUCAAAUGAUCAAAAACACAAUUCCAACUGGGGACAUUGUUUGAUAAUUUAUAUUAUUAUUAUUAUCGCUGCAUAUCUUUUUUUGGUGCAUAUCAUUAUUUUGGCCUUGUGUUCUCUUCCCUGUACUUCCCCUUUUUGACCUCUUUGACCCGUUACCCACACCACAGCAUAACGAGAUACCGACAUACUUACUAAAAAAAAAAAAAAAAGUCGUAGGCUGA
Clupea harengus (Atlantic herring) is the source of this 5227-nucleotide messenger RNA. RefSeq names its product PHD finger protein 21B (gene phf21b). The record is from RefSeq and is a predicted model, not a curated record. Lineage: Eukaryota; Metazoa; Chordata; Actinopteri; Clupeiformes; Clupeidae.